Molecule: messenger RNA, 1185 nt
Organism: Panicum virgatum (switchgrass)
Lineage: Eukaryota; Viridiplantae; Streptophyta; Magnoliopsida; Poales; Poaceae
Product: uclacyanin 1-like
Exons: 2
Coding region: 204-995 (263 amino acids)
Cellular component (GO): plasma membrane
Molecular function (GO): electron transfer activity
Source: RefSeq, a predicted model, not a curated record
UGUUUCCGUGUACCAGGAUCUGUCACAACGAAAUUCCACUGCAGGGUUUGUGCCCCGAGCGUGCAUGUAGGAUGCCGUGCGUGACUGUCACAGGCUCACAGCAGCAGUGAGCCCUGCCAGCGAUCCGUCUGUGUAUAUAUUGGAGGACCAGAGGCUGCACCAUUGUUACUUGUUACGCCAACCUCAGACACACUGACUAGAUCAUGCCCUCUGCGGCGGCGAACAUGGCGGAGAUCAGGGCACUGGCAUGCGUCGCGGUGGCGCUGUCGUCGCUGAUCCACGCCGUGACGGCCGCCGAUUACGUCGUCGGCAACCCGGGCGGCGGGUGGGACGGGAGGACCGACUACAAGUCCUGGGCUGAAGCCCAAACGUUCGCCCCAGGAGACACCCUGACCUUCAAUUACAGCUCGUACCACAACGUCCUCGAGGUGACCAAGGACGCCUUCGAGGCGUGCACGACGGCCAACCCGAUCUCCUUCGACAACAGCGGGAGCACCACCGUGGUGCUCACCAUGCCGGGCACGCGCUACUUCAUCUGCGGCGCGCCGGGGCACUGCCUGGGCGGCAUGAAGAUGGAGGUGAAGAUCGCCGACCGCCCCGCGCCCGCCACGCCCAGCUCGCCGCCACCGCUGCCACCACCACCACCUUCAGUGGCGCGCGACGCGACGAGGCAGCCUGCACCGGCGCCCACGCCGUGGGCUCCAGCGCCGGCGCCCGCGGAUGCGCCGCCGAGGCACGCGGGGCACAAGAAGCAACACAGGAAGAAGAGGGCGUACUGCGCGCCCGGAACCCUGGUUGCGCCGGCGCGGCCCCCCACGGUGCAGGCCGUGGAAUCCCUUUUCCCGUUCGCGGAGGUUGCGCCGAUGUCCUCUUCGACCCCGCCACCGCCGGCGGCGACGUCGUCGGGCGGGCCUGGCUCGCCGCGAGCAGCGUGGGGGCGCAAGGCCGCCGCGGCGCUGGCAGCUUUUGGCGGGUUCGUGCUCCUAGCCCUGUGAGGAAUGAACGAACCGGAGAGGCCUUCGAUGUACGAGGUCGUCGCGUCACGUGCACGUUUCAUUUGCUUAGUUUGGGCGUGCUGUUGUUAUUACUAGAUUGUGAUGACGCGUGAUAUGCGUGGAGAGUUUGGAAUAGGUGUAUCUUUGGUGUGUUGGUUCUAAAGUCUUUUGUUGCAUGAGAUUCCAUACG